AUGGCCACUGAGAAGAAGGACAAGAUGGAAGCGCAAAUUAAGUCCGUGGACAUGACGGAGGACAUGCAGCAGGAGGCCAUUGCCCUUGCGAUCGAGGCUAUGGAGAAGUACCACAUUGAGAAGGACAUUGCACAGUACAUCAAGAAAGAGUUCGACUCCCGAAAGGGUGCUACCUGGCACUGCGUUGUCGGCCGGAACUUCGGCAGCUUCGUCACUCAUGAGACAAAGCACUUCAUCUACUUCUACCUCGGCCACUGCGCCAUCCUCCUCUUCAAGACCCAGUAA
Messenger RNA from Penicillium atrosanguineum, 285 nucleotides. RefSeq names its product dynein light chain DYN2. Gene Ontology annotation, cellular component: cytoplasmic dynein complex. The transcript has 7 exons. Gene Ontology annotation, biological process: cilium assembly; microtubule-based process. The coding region runs from base 1 to 285 and encodes 94 amino acids. NCBI's taxonomy places the organism in Eukaryota, Fungi, Ascomycota, Eurotiomycetes, Eurotiales, Aspergillaceae. Gene Ontology annotation, molecular function: dynein intermediate chain binding; dynein light intermediate chain binding. The record is from RefSeq and is a predicted model, not a curated record.